Messenger RNA from Ricinus communis (castor bean), 1233 nucleotides. RefSeq lists its product as uncharacterized. The coding region runs from base 134 to 901 and encodes 255 amino acids. The record is from RefSeq and is a predicted model, not a curated record. Lineage: Eukaryota; Viridiplantae; Streptophyta; Magnoliopsida; Malpighiales; Euphorbiaceae. The transcript has 3 exons.
GAUGUUAUAAGUAGGAAGUCCAACAAUAUGUCGAUUGGGUGAAUGAUGUGCCUCAACCCUGAAAGAAUUUAGGGUUUGUUUUGAUCUGGGUAGCUAUCAUGCAAGUGUAAUUGAUCUAUGGAUUCAAACGGCUAUGGAAAAGAGGGUUCAAAUUCUUGACUUGGAUUUCCUGGAUUACUUUACACCUACUCGCCCAUAUCCCUUCCAUGCUGAUUUUGACAACAAAUAUCGCUUUCCCCGAAAACUCAUUAACGCAAAUGGACCAUCUUCUCUGAAGCAGUUUUCUUCAAGCAUGCGCCCAUGUGAAGUUGUUGGUUUUCAGUUCCUCAAGGCACUUCAAUUGAAAUCUGUUACCAUUACUGAUGAAGGUGUUCAUCACUUCUUAUCCCACUGCCCGCUUCUCGAGCGACUGGUAGUGCAUGGGUCGUACCGUUUACAUCAGUUGAGAGUUUCAGGCACAUCACUUGCAUUAAAACACUUAGAAAUAUGCAUGUGUGAUGAGCUAAAAUCAAUUGAAGUCUGCGAUACAAAUCUUGUUUCUUUUAGCUAUUACGGGGACGAGAUCAGUUUGCUCCUUCAGAAUGUUCCCCUGCUUGUGGACGUAUUUAUUUAUGAACACUCAAUUAAAUUGGUGUUUAUGGACUGCAUAUUACCGCAGCUUUCAGGCUUCUUCCCUCAGCUACAGGUUCUAAGAUUGGAAAUUCUGCAGCUUCUGGUAGAAUUAGAUCAUUAUGAUUUUCCCGAACUAACAAAUCUGAAGCAUUUGGAGAUCAGUGUUAGUCUACACCCAAAUGAUAGUCUCCUUGUGUUAACACCUCUGAUAGAGGCCUCCCCCUGCUUGGAGAGAUUUGUGUUGCUGUUAGAGACGAGUAAUUUCGGAAAAAGGCGAGAGAAAGAGUAGAGAGGCAUUGCUAUAAGCACCUGAAGGAGGUGAAAUUGGUGGGCUACAAUGGUCCCAGAGGCUUUAAUUUUAUCAUGCAUUUCAUCAAGCACGCUCCUCUACUUGAGAAAUUGACUGUCGAUCUUCGCAAUCUUGCGUACCGUCUUCCUUACGAGGAUAUUGAGGAAUCUCAAGAGGAAAAAGAAGCAAGAAUCCAUGCCUAUCAAAAGUUCAAAAGAAAAGUGCCCUCUGGCGUCGAAUUAGUUAUUCUUUAGAUUUAGCUAGUAAUAUUACAUUAAUUAAUUAAUUAAUUUUUUUAUAUCUAACUGUUUAUAUCAAUUAGUUUAUAGGCA